Molecule: messenger RNA, 3253 nt
Organism: Tarenaya hassleriana
Lineage: Eukaryota; Viridiplantae; Streptophyta; Magnoliopsida; Brassicales; Cleomaceae
Product: aminodeoxychorismate synthase, chloroplastic
Exons: 14
Biological process (GO): folic acid-containing compound biosynthetic process; L-tryptophan biosynthetic process
Source: RefSeq, a predicted model, not a curated record
UUUCUUUCUUUUUGCCCUUUUCAAAGCGUUCUUCGUGUUCUCCUGGCCACCCUUUGCAAAUCGCCUCCACCAACCUCACAUUUGCCGCCUCUCUCUCUCUCUCUCUCUCUCGCUUGAUCCAGUCAUGUUCUUGUAAGAAGACAGAGAGUUGUGUCUGACCCAUUUCCCUUUUCGCGAUCCCCUGUCGCAUUCUCAAUUGGGGUUUAAAGACGGGGUUGGAAAGUCACAUUGACUGUGCCUCCCCUUCAGCAAGAGAAAUGAAUUUCUCUUUGUGCUCAACCUCUCCAGAGCUUCCAUAUCCUAUCGACAUUCAUUCGAGAAUACCGGAUGGAAAUCUGUUAUUAACUACUGAUUUUGUCAAGGUUAAUAAAAUAUCAAAGAAGGGAUACAUCAACUUACCCGGACGUGCUGUGAGAAAGGUUCUGGCAUCCAGCCAUCUAGUUCCCGGACACCUGGAAGACUCGUCAAUUACAACGGGGAGGAAAUCAUUGGGAGAGCCCAGAAGGAAGCUCAACUUUGUGAGGACGUUGCUAAUUGACAAUUAUGAUAGUUAUACAUACAAUAUAUAUCAAGCACUCAGUACUAUUAAUGGAGUGCCUCCUGUGGUUGUUCGAAAUGACGAGUGGACAUGGGAAGAAGCUUACCGUUACUUAUAUGAAGAGUUUGCUUUCGAUAAUAUUGUUCUAUCACCUGGACCUGGUUCUCCAAGUUGCUCAACAGAUAUAGGUAUAAUGUGGCGUUUCAUCUAAUCGUCACAAUGCCGAGAUAUACCUAUUCUAGGCGUCUGCCUUGGCCACCAGGCACUUGGCUAUGUCCAUGGAGCUCAUGUGGUGCAUGCCCCUGAACCAGUCCAUGGACGUUUAAGUGGAAUUGAGCAUGAUGGAAACAUAUUGUUUUCUCACAUUCCAUCCGGGAGAAACUCUGAUUUCAAGGUUGUUAGAUAUCAUUCUCUUAUCAUAGACCCGGAAUCUCUGCCAAAAGAACUUGUACCUAUUGCAUGGACAACUUCUGAUGACACCGGUUCUUUCUCUGAGAAGAACAAGUUUAAUAACAUGGGGACCUUGCCAGGGGGUGAAUCGGUCAUUUCUGUUUCAGAAAAGUCAGAAAAUGGAAAACCCCGGUCUUCAUCCAAAUCGGAAGGCAGAAAAAAUGGGCGCAUUCUCAUGGGCAUCAAGCAUUCUACAUUUCCCCAUUAUGGUGUGCAGUUUCAUCCAGAGAGUGUUGCUACCAGUUACGGAAGACAAAUAUUCAAAAAUUUCAGGGAGAUAACUGAGGAUUAUUGGAGGGGGUGCAGAUCUAAAUCUUUGCAUUUCAGAAACAUAAAUGACACUGCAAACAUGCAGGUGCCUGAUGCAAGUCAAUUUUUUAGAGAUCUUUCUAGAACUAUGUGUAAAGAUGGUUCUAGUUAUCAAGGGCACCAUACAAAUAGGAAUGCUGUGUUUACCGCCAAAAAGAACGGUCUCGGUGUGUUUGAUCUAGUGGAUUUGUCGUAUCCAAGAAGUUGUCAUACUAAAUUUUUGAAGUUAAAAUGGAAGAUGUUUGAUGGUUUGGCCCAUCAAGUUGGUGGAGCAGGAAAUGUAUUCUGCCAACUCUUUGGACAGAAUGGCGGGAAUGAUGCUUUUUGGCUGGAUAGUUCUUCUACUGACAAGGCUAGAGCCCGGUUUUCUUUCAUGGGUGGCAAAGGUGGAUCCCUUUGGAAGCAAUUGACAUUUAGAUUAUCUGAUCAAAGCGAGGUUGCAUCUAAGCAUUCUGGUCAUCUUGUAAUAGAAGAUUCUCAGGGUUCUACUGAAAGAAGGUUCUUGGAAGAAGGGUUUCUUGAUUUCCUCAAUAAGGAGCUUUCGUCGUUUUGCUAUGACGAAAAGGAUUUUGACGGGCUGCCUUUCGACUUUUACGGUGGAUAUGUUGGCUGUAUCGGGUACGAUCUUAAAGUUGAAUGUGGCGUUUCAUCUAAUCGUCACAAAUCCACGGCUCCAGAUGCAUGUUUUUUCUUUGCAGAUAACAUGGUGGUUAUCGAUCAUCAUCUCGAUGAUAUUUACGUGUUAUCUCUUUAUGAAGAGGGUAUUUCUCGUAACUCGUUCUUGGAAGAUACGGAUCAGAAGCUUAGGAACAUUAGAGUUUGUGCCAAAAAUGAACAUGGGGAUCAAACUCUGAAGGCUACAGCUUCAUCUCCAUGGAAGGAAAGUUAUUUUGUUCCGGACAAAUCCCGGGAACAGUAUAUAAGCGAUGUUCGAAACUGUCUGAACUAUAUUAAAGAUGGGGAAAGCUACGAGCUUUGUCUUACUACUCAGAACAGGAGGAAGAUUAGUAGUGAUAUUGAUGCAUUGGGACUGUAUCUUCACCUGAGAGAAAAGAAUCCUGCGCCAUAUGCGGCAUUUCUCAACUUCUCGAAAGAGAAUUUACGAUUGUGUUGCUCGUCGCCUGAAAGGUUUUUGCGGCUGGACAGAAAUGGAGUUCUUGAAGCGAAACCGAUUAAGGGUACUAUAGCUCGUGGCUCCACAGCCGAGGAGGAUGAACGUCGUAAAUUCCAACUGAAGUUCAGCGAAAAGGAUCAAGCCGAGAAUCUUAUGAUCGUGGACCUUCUGAGGAACGAUCUCGGCCAAGUCUGUGAGCCAGGUUCAGUCCAUGUACCCAACCUCAUGGACGUGGAAUCCUACGCGACGGUCCACACAAUGGUGAGCACGGUUCGAGGGCAGAAAAGAUCGGACAUUAGCCCCAUCGAAUGCGUGAGAGCAGCUUUCCCCGGCGGCUCGAUGACCGGAGCUCCAAAGCUAAGAUCAAUGGAGAUUCUUGAUUCUCUUGAGAGCUGUUCGAGGGGGAUUUACUCGGGGUCUAUCGGGUUUUUCUCGUAUAACGGUACGUUCGAUCUGAAUAUCGUGAUAAGAACGGUCGUGAUGCACGAGGGAGAAGCGACGAUCGGUGCAGGAGGGGCGAUAGUUGCGUUAUCGAACCCGGAAGACGAGUUUGAGGAAAUGGUUCUGAAGACGAGAGCUCCGGCUAAGGCUGUGAUGGAGUUUUCAGGUCAAGGGGAUUCUUUGUAGUUUAGUUACUUGCAGCGCAAGUUUAGUUACUUUUUCAAACCCAUAUCUACAUUUGGUUUGUAUUUGUGGGUGCAAACAGGUGAAAUUGGUUAUUAUUAUUUUUGUUUUGUUUUCGAAAACAUAUGAUAUAACAAGCAUGAAAAUUUGCUUGUUAUGAAUAGGCAAUACAAACAAUUGUAAACUCUUAUUGUUUUUAAUAAUUAUAUUUUCAUAAA